AUGUGCGAACUCAAAAUAUCGAUUCCCUCACUUAAUUCGAGGUUUGUACGCCUCAAUCAAUAUGAAUCAAUAUGUAAACUGACUGAUCCAUUGAACCAAGCAUUUUUAGGUAACGUCUCGAAUAUAUCCGAUGAACGAGUGGCAGGACAGGAUCAACGAUUGCCUAACGGAAAUCGGACGUACAGCUCGCAGUUCAAUCAGCUGGGAAGCAAUACGCCCAGAGAACAGGUUCAUGCUACGCCCGCUUAUUCCAACCACACUGAUUCGAUCGGCGACGUACGUGGAUGUGCCAAUCCGCGCAUAAACAUCCAGGUGCUUUCGUUUAGCUCAAUUGGUUGACU
Molecule: messenger RNA, 341 nt
Organism: Strongylus vulgaris
Lineage: Eukaryota; Metazoa; Nematoda; Chromadorea; Rhabditida; Strongylidae
Source: the annotation of a GenBank genome assembly